This is a messenger RNA of Sceloporus undulatus (fence lizard), 2562 nucleotides long. RefSeq names its product UBX domain protein 7 (gene UBXN7). Lineage: Eukaryota; Metazoa; Chordata; Lepidosauria; Squamata; Phrynosomatidae. Gene Ontology annotation, cellular component: nucleus. Gene Ontology annotation, biological process: proteasome-mediated ubiquitin-dependent protein catabolic process. The record is from RefSeq and is a predicted model, not a curated record. Bases 129 to 1595 code for a protein of 488 amino acids. Gene Ontology annotation, molecular function: ubiquitin binding. The transcript has 11 exons.
GUUCUGAAGAAAAAAACCGAUAUUGCAAUUGAAAGCGAGCCGGGCGAAUCGGGGAGCGCCGUUUCGGCGCGUGCGCAGUGGGGUCGGCAGGUGGCGAGUGUUGUUCGGUGCGAGAGGGAGGCGGCAAGAUGGCGGCGCCCGGGGGCUCCGCUGCCGCCACGGCGCUGAAGGGGUUAAUCCAGCAGUUCACCGCCAUCACGGGUGCCAGUGAAAGCGUAGGCAAGCAUAUGCUUGAAGCAUGCAACAAUAAUCUGGAAAUGGCUGUUACUAUGUUCCUCGAUGGAGGAGGGAUAGCUGAGGAACCCAGCACUAGUUCUGCAAGUGUAUCAAGCCUCCGGCCACAUACAGAAGAUGAAGUAAGAGCACCAAUUCCACAAAAGCAGGAAAUUCUGGUUGAACCUGAGCCAUUAUUUGGAGCUCCAAAAAGACGCAGACCUGCUCGUUCAAUAUUUGAUGGGUUUCGAGAUUUCCAGACAGAAACUAUUCGUCAAGAGCAAGAAUUAAGGAAUGGAGGAGCAAUAGACAAGAAACUUACCACCCUUGCAGAUCUCUUCAGGCCUCCAAUUGAUCUGAUGCAUAAAGGGAGUUUUGAAACAGCCAAGGAGUGUGGUCAGAUGCAGAACAAAUGGCUCAUGAUUAACAUACAGAAUGUGCAGGAUUUUGCCUGUCAGUGUCUUAACCGUGAUGUUUGGAGCAAUGAGGCUGUGAAAAAUAUUAUCCGGGAACACUUCAUUUUUUGGCAGGUGUAUCAUGACAGUGAGGAAGGACAAAGAUACAUACAGUUCUACAAAUUAGCAGAUUUCCCAUAUGUCUCUAUUCUGGACCCUAGAACAGGGCAGAAGCUAGUGGAGUGGCAUCAGCUAGACGUAACUUCUUUUUUGGACCAAGUGACUGGGUUUCUAGGGGAACAUGGACAACUAGAUGGACAUUCUACCAGUCCUCCCCAGAAACGUACUCGCUCUGAAAGCCUCAUUGAUGCAAGUGAAGAUAGCCAGCUGGAAGCUGCCAUCAGAGCAUCUCUACAGGAAACACAUUUUGACUCUGACCAAGUCAAGCAGGAGAGCAGGUCGGAUGAAGAAUCUGAAUCAGAGCUUUUCUCUGGAAGUGAAGAAUUUAUUUCCGUUUGUGGUUCAGAUGAUGAUGAGCCAGACAAUUCUGCCAAGUCUAGGAAGUCUCCACACAAGGACUUGGGGUGUAGGAAAGAAGAAAGUAGAAGGUCCCAGCCUGAACCCACAGCAAGGACUGAACCUGAGGUGAUAACAAACCAUCGAGAACUGUCUUGCAUGGAUUCUGGGGUGCUAGAGGAGACAGGGGCAAAGCCAGAAGCUAUUGUGAAGGAGCUGAAUGUUAAUGGACCAAAGGCACAGCUAAUGCUAAGGUAUCCAGAUGGGAAGAGGGAACAGAUUUCACUGCCUGAACAAGCUAAACUUCUUGCUCUCAUCAAACAUGUGCAGUCAAAAGGAUACCCUAAUGAACGUUUUGAACUCCUCACCAACUUUCCCCGGAGGAAACUUUCCCAUCUGGACUAUGAUAUCACAUUACAAGAGGCUGGCCUUUGUCCUCAAGAAACUGUCUUUGUGCAAGAAAGGAAUUAGUUCUCCCCGUGUCAUCUUUGCCUAUUGUACUAACUCACGAAGUACAUGGUUUGGCUCCAUGAGAUCACAGAGUUGAAAUGAGGCAGCCAUUUGCUGACUUCUCUCUUUUCCUAUAUAUUCCCUUGGCAAGUGGUCCACAGCAGGAUAAGUUUACUUGGCUGUGAUGUUGGAGGAGAGCAUACAUGCUUCAGUUGUUCAAGGCACACCUGCCUCAAUGAUUAAUUGUUGUUUCAAAAUAGAAAGGGCCAUCUGUAUGUUCAGCAUGCUGGGACAGUAAACAGCCGGAACAAGAAAUACUUUUUCCUUUUCCCGCAGAAAAAAAAGUCUAUUUUCGUUAAUAUAUUUUAUUUUUCAAAGCAUCAUCUGACAAGACAUUAUGGGCUUCUUCAGGCAACCUUCUGAGCAUGGGCUAGGUACAAAGAAGCAGUCUUGUCUUCCCUCUGACCUUUGUAGGAUUUGGUUUUCAAGUAAGCAUAGCAUUUCCUCAAUAUGCCAAGAGCUGCUGAAAGCUGAAUCCUGCAUGCCGUAGGUGCAUACUGCUAGAUUGCUAUAAAUGGAUGACAGCACACUGGCUUUUCAGACACACAGCACAUGCAUAAUUAGUUGCGUGAAGAAAUCCUAAAUCUUGCCUACAUUUGAAAAUCAAAACAGAGUUGUAAAUCCAUUGCCUUGUUUCUGUUUGAGAGUUACAGCAAGCACUUCCAAGAAAGAGCAUAGACAUGUGCAACAUUAGAACAGUUUGUGUAACCAGUAGAUCUAAUGUAACUUAACUCUUAACCCUUCAUGCUAGAAUGAGAAUUGGAGGACUUCCUAUUUCCUCUUCAGAAUUAAAGAGGAGACCAUGGGGCUAAUUUCUCAUCUAUCAGGAUUUUACCAUCAGUGAAAUAUGGCAAGAUACUGACUAUGAAUGUAAAGCUGAUUAAACCUUUUAUGUCAAAACUAAAGCUGUUUCUGUUUCACCAUGCUA